This is a messenger RNA of Cryptomeria japonica (Japanese cedar), 3317 nucleotides long. RefSeq names its product rhamnogalacturonan I rhamnosyltransferase 1. Gene Ontology annotation, cellular component: cytoplasm. Bases 898 to 2457 code for a protein of 519 amino acids. The record is from RefSeq and is a predicted model, not a curated record. The transcript has 8 exons. NCBI's taxonomy places the organism in Eukaryota, Viridiplantae, Streptophyta, Pinopsida, Cupressales, Cupressaceae.
UGUCUAAAAAUCGAACAUAAAACAAAUAAAAAUCUGUUUUUAAAUCGCAACAGCGAGAUCUUUUUGCACCUUUUUUUUUUGGAUCUGAUAUUUUAAGGGCCGGCCAUGGCCAGCGGACGUGGCAAAUCAUUUUCUAUUUGCAGUUAGAAAAAAUUGAAGAAGAUUACAGUCUGAGCUAAAAGAAAUUUGAUGCAGAGUCUGAGUUGAGUUGUUCGCCGGGAAAUUUUCGCCGUCGGCGGUAGUAGAUUUGUACAGUUUAAUCGGGCUUUUAAUUUAGUUAUUACCGCCUGCGAAAUCUCCACCGGCUUUGCGCGAUCUGGACACUUGGCAUAGCGGCAGAAUAAAAACGAUCUGUAGGGGAUUGGUGGAGAAGGGAGAAAAAGUGGGGGAAGAAAUUAAUGGGGCGCGUUGAAGCGGGGCCGGAAGGGUUUAAAGGAUUCGAACCCUGGAGUUCUGAAUGUGGUGAGCCUCUUCUGUAAUGGGUAGGCUGCAUUGCAUUGAAAGUUUGGCAUUAAUGAAAAGGUAGGUGUGUGUAAUGCUCCCAUGGGCAAUGGACCGACAUUUUGCUCACAUUUAUGGCUAAUCAUGCAGAGAUUGUAAAAUGAGAAUUUAUGCCCUGGUGUUCGAAGUAAAGAAUCUGUAGACAUAGUGUUAAUGGUUUUUAAGUUUUUAUACUAUUUUAGAUAAGGUAAAACUUUUUGAGACCGGAUACAUGAUAAGUUGAAGCUGACCUUAGCUUCACGUUAUUUGAGCAUUAAAACACUAUAGGUCAAGCAGUGGGGUUUUUGUUUUUUUCUUCUUUGGUUUUGCAAUAAAGCUGCCGGUGGAACCAGGGUUCGAGCCGUGAAUAGGAGGAACUAUAUUUAAAGAGAGGGUUUGUGGGGAAAGAGCUUAGCAAUGUGCAAGGGAGAGAAGAACAACAAGGGAAACGCAGGGCAUUUGAUGGGAUUGAAAUGCUUUGUGGCGGGGCACACUAAGGCCGAGAAAUUGAGGCAUCUGGUUGUUCCGCCGCGUUCUCGUACGCAGGUGUGGAUUAUUCGUGCGACGUCCACAGUUUUGGUGUGGACAUGUAUUAUUCAGCUGACGGCGUUGGGGGAAUUGUGGGGUUCGCGCGUGUUUAAGGGCCUGCCUUCUUGUUUUACUCACGCCGAUCCGCCAAUGCACGACCUUUCUCAGAGUUCUUUGCCCUCAAAAAUACCCGCCGUGGAGAAGAUCGCCCUGCCCCCGAAAAGGGUGUAUAAAAACAAUGGUUACCUGUUGGUGUCUUGCAAUGGAGGCCUUAAUCAGAUGCGAUCAGCGAUAUGUGACAUGGUAGCUAUUGCAAGGUAUCUUAAUGUAACUCUUAUUGUGCCAGAGUUGGACAAGACAUCUUUCUGGGCAGACCCAAGUGAAUUCAAAGACAUAUUUGAUGUAGAUCACUUCAUUACAUCUCUAAGAGAUGAAGUUCGAAUCAUCAAAGAUCUUCCUCCAAGGUUGAAGAUAAGAAUGCAACAUAGCAUAGUAGUGUCCAUGCCUCCUGUUAGCUGGUCAAACAUAUCGUACUACCUACAUCAGAUCCUUCCAUUGAUACAGAAGUACAAAGUUCUGCAAUUGAACAAGACAGAUGCACGGCUAGCUAACAAUGGCUUGCCGGUAAAGAUUCAAAAGUUACGUUGCCGUGUAAAUUACAAUGCACUCCGCUUUACUUCACAGAUUGAAGAAUUAGGUCGAAGACUCUUGCAAAUGUUGCGUAAAAAUGGCCCAUUCUUGGUUUUACAUCUUCGUUAUGAAAUGGAUAUGCUGGCUUUCUCUGGUUGUACCCAUGGAUGUAGUGAUGAGGAGGCUGAGGAACUUACCAGAAUGAGGUAUGCAUAUCCAUGGUGGAAGGAAAAAGUCAUAAAUUCUGAUCUAAAACGACUGGAUGGGUUAUGUCCAUUGACACCUGAAGAGACUGCAUUGAUUUUGCAAGCACUUGAUAUCAAUAAAAACAUUCAAAUCUAUAUUGCAGCUGGUGAAAUAUAUGGAGGAGAGAGGAGAAUGGCUGCCCUGUCUGAAGCUUAUCCUAACAUGGUUAGAAAGGAAAUGCUUCUCAAUCCUGAGGAUUUGAGGCCUUUCCAAAAUCAUUCAUCUCAAAUGGCUGCCCUGGAUUACUUGGUCUCUCUGGAGAGUGAUGUGUUUGUUCCAACAUAUGAUGGGAAUAUGGCAAAAGUUGUUGAAGGGCACCGCAGAUUCUUAGGGUUUCGGAAAACAAUCCUGUUGGAUCGGAAGCGCCUAGUUGGACUUCUAGACCAAUAUAGCAAUGGUUCCUUAAACUGGGAUGAAUUCUCCCUUGCAGUUAAGGAAGUACAUUCUGAGCGGAUGGGUAAACCAACAAAAAGAAUAGUUAUUCCAGAUAGACCGAAGGAAGAGGAUUAUUUUUAUGCCAACCCCCAAGAAUGCUUGCGGCAGCCUUUGGAUAGUGACCACAGUUCCUUUUAGCUAUUCCAUUAAUUUAUUAUUUAUUGGAUGAGUUCUCUUGUCCCUACACCAUAUGUUUUGAGUUUCAGAUGAUGUGCAAGAAUCCAUCCGCCUGGUUACGUUAUUAAUUCUUUGGAGAAGUUAUGUUUGUCAAUCUUUAAAAGAGGAUCCUUUAGACUGUUUCCUGAAAAUUUGGAGCUAAAGAACUUGAGAAUAUUGAGAUGGGCGGCUCAUGAACUUCUCCUAUAUAUCACAUCUGCAUGUGUUCAAACGUAAGGACUGCUUCUGUGUUGUAAAUGCAAUCUAGUUGCAAAUUCAUGGGUAGAAUGUCACUUAAGUGAGUAAAGCAAACCUAUAAUUACAGCUGUAUCAAAUCUACUCAUCCUUUAAGAUAAUAUCUAUUCAGUGAGCUGCCUGAUUGUGUACAGCUCUCCAUUUGAUGCCAGAAAAGGCAUGACCACACCUAUUGAAGUGUAUGGAAGGCAGUUCGUGGAUUGCAGAUUCAAGAAGGAAAUGUAUUCAUGUCCGAUUGCAUCUACAGGCAUUAACUGUUAUCAGAUUCAGAUGGGUAAUUGUCUCUUGGACGAAUAUGAGGAAAAAGGUUCAUAGUUUGAUAUUUUGUCGACCAUUAAUGUCUAGUAAAUCCCUUCAAUUGUUUUUACAUACACUGGAAGUCACAUAAGCAAAUUUGUGCUUACGCUACAGCUUGUUGUUAGAAUAAGUCCCUGAACUCCUGUGUACAAAGGGAAAUUUAUGAUAGUGAAGCACUUUUUAUAGAAAUCUCGUCAAGCUGAGAUGCAAUUGUUUUUUGGCCUGAGGCAAUGGCAUAGCUGGCUACAAGCUGACUAGUAAUGCAAUUUUGGUAUUUUCUUAAUUAUGUA